CUCAACAAAAAUCACCAGACCUCAAAAUAACUCCUCUCUCUGAUCUCUUUAUAUUUAUUUUGUUGAAAUUUGUAAUGGAGAGAGUAAACAAAAUGGUAACUGAAAAGCCAGUUGUCAUAUUCAGCAAGACUGGUUGCUGCAUGAGCUACUCCAUUAAGUCUUUCUUCUCUGAUCUCGGCGUUAACACCGCCGUUUACGAGCUCGAUGAGAUGCAAAGAGCUGGCCGUGAGAUUGAGGCCGUGCUUUCGAAUCUCGGCUGCAAUCCCACGGUGCCGGCGGUGUUCAUCGGCGGCCAAAUGGUCGGUGGAGAAAGUGAAGUCAUGAGUCUUCAUUUACAAGGGGCCUUGAAGCCUAAACUCAAAACAGCUGGUGCUUUAUGGGUUUAAUUAUAAAUUACCUAAAAUAAAAAUAAUCAAAAUGAUCGUGGUCAUUUUUAUUUUUUUUAGAAUAAUACUUCUAGCUAUCGUUUCUAGAUCAAUAAAGAUUGUGAUAGAAUAGUGAUAUUCCUUCAUCAUCAUCCUUAUUAAUCACUUUAUCUUCAACGUGAGACUUUUGAGUAGGAAACAAAAAAAAAAGAUAUAUACCAGAGCGUUGCUACUUUUUAUAGCAAGAAAAAGGAAAAAAGAAGUAAAAAUGUGCCUAUAAGAAUUUUACUCACAUGUCUUGCUGACAAAGUGCAUAACUACUGACAAUAUGGAUCGUAAUGUAUAAGUGAGACUGCUCUACCUUUAACCAAAGGUUUUGGAUUCGAACCUUGAAUAUGAAGAAAAUCUUUUUGGUAGCGCCACCUCAAAUAGGCCUGAUGUGAGCUCUGAACAGGAAAAAAAGAAGAAGCAAAGUGCAUAACAAUGUAAAAAGUUGUUGUACCCAUUUGUGUAUUAUUUGUAAUUUCCGUUAAGAAUUUACUUGCUGUAAUUUAUGUUAGCAAUCUGUGUUAAAAAUCAA
This is a messenger RNA of Solanum tuberosum (potato), 945 nucleotides long. Its product is annotated as monothiol glutaredoxin-S3-like. The transcript has a single exon. Bases 75 to 386 code for a protein of 103 amino acids. The record is from RefSeq and is a predicted model, not a curated record. NCBI's taxonomy places the organism in Eukaryota, Viridiplantae, Streptophyta, Magnoliopsida, Solanales, Solanaceae.